AAAAAACAAAAAAAAAAAGAUAGAUAGAGUAAUUACUUUUGUACUAAAUGACAGCAGUUCCAACCACUCCUGCACGCUCAAGUACAGCAACAACAAACAUGACAACAGCAGCAACAACAAUGCCCACUCAAGAUGAUCACUUGCCUCAUUUAUUAUCACUUAAAGUCAUGCGUUUAUCUAGACCUCAAUUUGUUUCUACUCUACCUGUAUACUAUGAAUCGGCAGAAUCAACGUCUUUGGUUGAAGGACUUGAGAACAAUAAUAUCCUAGAUCUCAUUACAUGUCAACCUAUUCAACCCAGUGAACUACACAUUCGAGACUUUGGUUUAAGUCAAAUGCUCAAACUCCCUUCCGCGUUUGGAAAUAUAUACCUUGGUGAGACCUUUAGUACACUUAUAAGCAUCAAUAAUGAAUCACCUAUACCCAUCCAUCAGAUGACAGCCAAGAUCGAGCUACAAACUUCUUCACAGCGUUUUCUACUUGCCGAAGCAUCGCCUCUUGAUCUAACACCGUCAUCGACUAGGGACAUCACCGUGUCGCAUGAGAUCAAGGAACUCGGUGUUCAUAUCCUCGUCUGUUCUGUACAUUAUAUAGGUGACGGCAGAAAACGCCAUUUUCGAAAAUUCUACAAGUUCCAGGUCUCGAAUCCACUUGCGGUCAAGACUAAGUUGAACAAUAUGAUUGAUGGCCGUGUCUUUCUAGAAGCUCAGCUGCAAAAUGUCUCGGCUAGUCCCAUGUAUCUAGAACGCAUGAAGUUCGAGCCGUCGGAACACUUUCAAUAUGAAAGCUUAAAUCAGAUCAUUGACGAGUCAAAUGAUAAGACAGUCUUUGGAAACCAUUUUAUUCAUCCUCAAGAUGUGCGGCAGUACCUCUACAUGCUCUCACCUCGCCACUCAGCGACUGAUCGUAUAUCACGAACUACAAAUGCUCUAGGCAAGCUUGAUAUUGUCUGGCGAACAGCUCUAGGUGAUAUGGGACGUCUUCAAACAUCACAGCUCACACGAAAGGCGCCCUUACUCGAGGACAUAGAGAUUCAACCCUUUUGGCCACAAGAAGGUGAUGUCAAGGUUGUGCUGGAGACACCUUUCCGCUUAGGUAUUCGCGUCAUCAAUCACUCAAACGAAAAUAUGAAACUUGUGCUUUCAGCUGUCAAGACAAAAAUGGGGUCUGUGUUAUUGUCGGGAUUAGGUAGUCGGCAACUGGGUGAAGUUGGCCCAAAUCAGUUUACAGAAACAGAACUCGAAUUUUUCCCUCUGACACCUGGUCUACAACGAGUAGGUGGUUUAAGGGUCAUGGACUUACUUACGGGUUAUACUAAGGAUGUGGACCAUGUAUGCGAUGUCUUUGUCCUUUCACAUAAAAACGACACAUAUGAUUUGUUAUUGGCUUAAUAAAAUCUUUAUGCAACUUGAUUGUUUCGCUGAUUGCCGCACUUGA
Rhizopus microsporus ATCC 52813 is the source of this 1437-nucleotide messenger RNA. RefSeq names its product DUF974-domain-containing protein. Lineage: Eukaryota; Fungi; Mucoromycota; Mucoromycetes; Mucorales; Rhizopodaceae. Bases 48 to 1391 code for a protein of 447 amino acids. The record is from RefSeq and is a predicted model, not a curated record. The transcript has a single exon. Gene Ontology annotation, cellular component: TRAPPIII protein complex.